GUGUAACUUCUGAACAUGUAACUACCGUCCCGGACUACGCACACAUAUGUCCGCAGCCUUGAUCAUGAGGGUGAAAUGCCUUCAAGUUGAGCAGUUACAAUUUCGUUCUCGGGUCUCGUAAGCGACCUGAUGUCAGCGCCAGUUUGACGCGUCGAGGGCUGCCGCCCUCGGCGGAAAGUUGGCAAUCAUCAUCAUAACAGUGCCCUCCUCCUUCCCCUCCGAGGACAGUUUGGUCUCUUCCCACAAGCACCAUGUCCACCAAAUCCAACAUUCGGAGACGGGGUUCUAUUGAUGUUGUCGACGCCAAGGUCGCUGUGGAUCUCGCAACCGCUCAAUCAUACUCGGAGAAUGUCUUCCUUUUCGUUCCAAACCUCAUCGGAUACUCUCGAAUCAUACUGGCCGGUGUCGCUCUGCAUUACAUGAGCUUUCAUCCAAAAUACUGCACACUUGCAUAUUGUAUCUCGUGUUUGUUAGACGCAGCAGAUGGACACGCAGCGAGGGCUUUGAAUCAGACUUCAAAGUUUGGAGCCGUACUGGAUAUGGUCACAGAUCGUUGCACAACAUCCGCCUUGCUAUGCUAUCUGUCUUCAGUAUACCCCGAUUAUACAAUGGCAUUCCAACUCUUGAUUACGUUGGACUUUAGUAGUCACUACAUGCAUAUGUAUAGCUCCCUUGUAACCGGUUCCCGAAGUCACAAGGCUGUUACCAGUGAGGUCAGUCGGAUAUUGUCACUGUAUUAUAACCCCCAAUUACUCUUUAUAAUUUGCGCAGGCAACGAGAUGUUCUUCGUCGCACUCUACCUCAUGAAAUGGGUAAACACACCUCUGUGGCAAUCACUUAGUUUAGAACCGUCCUUUCUCCUACAGCCGACGUGGCCAGCGAUGAUGGCAUGUCUGUGCUUCCCUGUUUGCGCGCUCAAGAACGUCAUCAAUCUUGUCCAACUCUGGAAGGCCUGUAAGAUCCUCGUUGGUGUGGACUUGGCUGAGAGGGCGAAGGCGAGGGAGGACGAGACGUUGCGCGCAAAAAAGACCUGAACAAGACACUGUUGCCAUUUCCUAUCGGUUAAUAUCAUUCGUAAUUUGCUUUUGUGCUUUCUUUCUAUAGAUUCAUGUUUGGUAUAUAUCUAUCUAUCGUAAAGUAGUGGAUGCAUAGUGUAUAAUUCCACGUUAUCAGUGUUUCCCUCC
This is a messenger RNA of Somion occarium, 1184 nucleotides long. The record is from the annotation of a GenBank genome assembly. NCBI's taxonomy places the organism in Eukaryota, Fungi, Basidiomycota, Agaricomycetes, Polyporales, Cerrenaceae.